AUGGGUCCCCGAUUACUGCAGGAAGCCUUGACAACCCACUUGAAAAACCUCCAUCUCGAUCUACCGCUCUUGCAACAUUCCAAAAUCGAGGGUUGUCAUAUAUCAAAAUCGAAAGGACGUUUCUCUGAAGUCGGCAAGCGAUUCGAUCACGAUGUGAAGGAGGCAUCUCGGGAAGAUCCCAUGCUGGUGUCCAUCCUCGAACGCGUCAGAAAGGGUUGGCGCGAUGACGAUCGCAGAGAUCCGGCCCUCGGCCUUUCGCUCAACAGGCCGAAAGCAUAUGCGAGACCGACGGCUGCCUUCUCUCGAAUGAUCGUCUACGCGUGCCGCAACCUCUCCGUAAAGCUCCACAAGCUACACGUCGCGCAUCCGGGCGUUCGGCGAAGCAGCGCCAAUUCCUUCUAUCAAUUCAGACCGAGCGACGAGCUCGACGGAAACGUGCGAAGCGCUUCAGAAACGAGAAUGGACAAUAAAGGUUUCAUAAACAGCAGCACCACCGACAUUCCGGGAAGAAUCGAGGAAUCCUCAAACGAACACGCGAUCAAUGCGAACGUCCUAGCGGAAACACGCCGUCAGAGUUCGAGUUUCCGGUUCGAGAUAACCCCGGACGAUCUUUACGGCUCAUCAUCCGAUCAUUCUUAUCGUAAGAGAACGGAGAACGCAAACUGUGCCCGAAAAAUGGCAGCCCGGUUCCAUCCCAAGAGACUGGUUCCGAUUUUGGAUUGGCUACCUCGGUAUGAAUUGGAGAAUCUGAAGGACGACGUUGUUGCCGCCAUCACGGUGGCGAUUAUGCACGUGCCCCAAGGUCUCGCGUAUGGGGAAUUGGCCGGGGCCACGGCGAUACAGGGUCUCUACGUUUCUACAUUCCCUCCCUUGAUCUACGCCCUGUUGGGAACCGGAAAGCACAUAUCGAUAGGAACCUUCGCCGUAGUCUCCCUAUUGGUGAGGAGUGCUACGCCCGUUAUUGCGGAACAUACGGUAUCUGUAAAUGGCACGGAUACCCAAAUCGGUGAGAUUUACUCCGUCGAUGAAGUCAUCUCCACUUUUGCCACCGUGGUCGGAUUGCUACAAGUGAUCUUAGGCAUCUGCUCCCUCGGAAGUUUAUCGGUUUUACUGAGCGAACCGAUGCUGUCGGGUUUUACGACCGGAGCCGCAACCCACGUGAUUGCCUCACAGCUCAAAGGUCUCUUCGACAUCCAGGUCCAGCGGAGGAAGGGAGUCUUCAAAGUCAUUCUGUCGUUUUACGACGUUGCCAUACGAUUUUUAGAGGUUAAUGUCGCCACGACCGUGAUGUCUUUGACCGCUGUGGUCGUGAUUUAUCAAGGACAGUUCUUGAACGAGAAGUUCAAGGCGAAGCUAUUCAUGCCUGUCCCCGUGGAGCUCGUCGUGGUGAUAAUCGUAACGCUGAUUAGCUACAUCACGAGAUUGAGUGAUCUAUACGGGUCUGCGAUCAUGGGGGAAGUCCCGACAGGAUUGCCACCGGUGACAAUGCCGCGAAUGAUCUUGUUCCCCGCCAUGCUCAAAGAAGCAUUCAUUGUGGCGUUCAUAAGCUAUGUGAUAUGCCUUUCGUUGGGGAAAACAUUCGCUCGUCGCAACGGAUACCGUAUUGACGCAAAUCAGGAACUCAUCGCCAUGGGGAGCGCAAAUGUGUUCGGUUCAUUCUUGGACUGUUUCCCUUGCGCUGCCUCGCUUUCUCGGAGUAGUUUGCAGGAGAAAAUCGGGUCCAAAUCCCAGCUGAGUUCGCUCAUAAGCUCUGCCCUUCUCAUCGUGGUGAUCUUGUUCGCCGGACCGCUCUUCUUCUACCUGCCGAAAUGUGUCCUCUCAUCAAUCAUCAUCGUCGCACUAAAAGGAAUGAUCCUCCAGGUCAACGACUGUUUCCGUUACGCCAGGGUUUCUCGCAUGGAAGCGGUCGUCUGGCUGAGCACCUUCCUCGGCUGCUUCGUCCUCGAUUUGGAAUACGGAAUCGUCGCCGGAGCUAUCUGCACCGUCGGCACGUUGCUCUAUCGAGACUCAAAACCCCGGAUACGAUUCGUGAAAUCAUCGAAAAAAGGGCGCCCCUUGUCGCAAUCGACGAGCUGGAGCGAUGAUCGGCAGGUAUCCGUCAUUAGGGUGGAGUCAGAGAUCAACUUCAUCAACCGGGACGCCUUCAAAGAUCAACUCCUUUCUCUGAUGUACGUCGACGAUGCCCCAGCUGAAGCGAUGCGAAAAUCCCUCUUGGUAUUGGAUUUGAGCCUAUGUCCCUACAUCGACUCUUCAGGUUGCACCACCAUACGCGAGAUUCUUACCCAUUUCACAAAACUCGGAUUCCGGAUCUGUGUCGUGGGCGCACACGAGGGCGUUACGGAGUCGGUGAUGCUCAGCGGGGACAACGAAGUCACCUUCUCGGCGAACCUCAAGAACGUUGUCUUUGACUUGAGCUACCAUCCCCUCUAG
Messenger RNA from Galendromus occidentalis (western predatory mite), 2430 nucleotides. RefSeq names its product anion exchange transporter. Gene Ontology annotation, cellular component: membrane. Lineage: Eukaryota; Metazoa; Arthropoda; Arachnida; Mesostigmata; Phytoseiidae. The record is from RefSeq and is a predicted model, not a curated record. The coding region runs from base 1 to 2430 and encodes 809 amino acids. Gene Ontology annotation, biological process: transmembrane transport. The transcript has 19 exons.